GUAAAUACAAAUUAUUUAUGGCCUGAGGCAUGCCAAAAUGUUGGCUUGGCAUGCCCGCAAACGGGCAUGCAUGCCUGAUUGCAUCAAUUUCAAGCCAAACCUGUCAAAUGCCCAUCAAAUGCCCGUUUGCGCGGGGGAAUGCCCGUUUGGCAUGCCCAAAACGUCGGUCUCUGUCCAACCCGCUGAUCCUCUCCCUACUAGCGAUCUUGACUAACAUUCUCAACAAGGAGGAGUCGGUCGAGGCUAUGAAGAGCCAAGGGAUCCUCGGGCCGGACGGCCAACCGAAUACGCAGGAUAUGCAGUGGAAGACGAUCCCCGAGGGCGCGGCUACGACCGUGGCUGCUGCGUUGGACCCUCUUCUCGACGCAAGCCCUGGCGCAUACUUGGACGACUCAGUGGUCGCAAACGACAAAAUCGAAGAACACUCUGCGGAUCCGGCUAAUGCUGCCAAGUUGUGGGAUGUGUCAGAGGAGAUUGUAAGAGUCAAGUUCACCUUCGAAUAGAUAGAAUAGAGCUACGGGAUGGUCCUCUCGCACAAUCAGGCUGUUCGAAGAAAAUAAACAAGCUUAGA
Mycena citricolor is the source of this 571-nucleotide messenger RNA. The record is from the annotation of a GenBank genome assembly. NCBI's taxonomy places the organism in Eukaryota, Fungi, Basidiomycota, Agaricomycetes, Agaricales, Mycenaceae.